AUGGCCAGCAAGUUGCGGAUAUUGGUGCCUGUCAAGCGGGUGAUCGACUAUGCGAUCAAGCCCCGCAUUAACAAGACCCAGACGGGCGUUGAGAUCGCCGGUGUCAAGCACUCCCUGAACCCAUUCGACGAGCUUUCCAUCGAGGAGGCUGUGCGCCUGCGCGAGAACCACAAGAACAAGAAGAACCCCAUGGAAGUUGAAAACAUCCUUGCCUUGUCCGCCGGCGGCCCCAAGGCCCCCGACGUGCUGCGGACCGCGAUGGCCAUGGGCGCUGAUCGGGCAUUUCACAUCGAUGUUCCCGAGGCCGAUGGUAGCCCGGAGCCGCUGACUAUGGCCAAGAUGCUACGCGGAGUCGUUGAGAAGGAGAACAUUAACCUCGUUCUGCUGGGUAAGCAGGCUAUUGACGGUGAUCAAGGCCAGACUGGUCAAAUGCUCGCCGGACUGUUGGGCUGGCCGCAGGCUACCCAGGCCAGCAAGGUUGAGAUCAAGGAUGAGACUGGUACCGUUGAGGUGACGCACGAGGUUGAUGGCGGUGUCGAGACCCUGCGCGCUAAGCUGCCCAUGGUGAUCACUACGGAUCUGCGUCUGAACGAGCCCCGCUACGCUAGUCUGCCUAACAUCAUGAAGGCGAAGAAGAAGCCGCUGGAGAAGAAGACUCUAGCCGACUUUGGCGUGGAGGAUACGCGGCGGUUGAAGACUCUCAAGGUCACUGAACCCCCUGCGCGCAAGGGCGGUGGCAAGGUCGAGGAUGUCGAUGGCCUCAUCGGCAAGCUGAAGGAGCUUGGAGCUCUCUAA
Messenger RNA from Penicillium maclennaniae, 795 nucleotides. RefSeq names its product electron transfer flavoprotein subunit beta/FixA family protein. The record is from RefSeq and is a predicted model, not a curated record. The transcript is spliced from 3 exons. NCBI's taxonomy places the organism in Eukaryota, Fungi, Ascomycota, Eurotiomycetes, Eurotiales, Aspergillaceae. Bases 1 to 795 code for a protein of 264 amino acids. Gene Ontology annotation, molecular function: electron transfer activity. Gene Ontology annotation, cellular component: cytosol.